This is a messenger RNA of Helianthus annuus (common sunflower), 1493 nucleotides long. Its product is annotated as UDP-glucose 4-epimerase GEPI48. Lineage: Eukaryota; Viridiplantae; Streptophyta; Magnoliopsida; Asterales; Asteraceae. Gene Ontology annotation, cellular component: cytosol. Gene Ontology annotation, molecular function: RNA binding; UDP-glucose 4-epimerase activity. Gene Ontology annotation, biological process: rRNA processing; galactose metabolic process. The transcript has 9 exons. The record is from RefSeq and is a predicted model, not a curated record. Bases 220 to 1278 code for a protein of 352 amino acids.
UAUCACUCAAUCAUAAUAUCUAACUGGUUUCCGUCUUUUUCUCCCCAAUUAACGAUUACUACGAGUAACUACAACCCUAUAAUCAAUCAUUUAUCCUUCUAUCUGUCCCACUCAUUCAAUGCUUAUAAAUACACGUAAAAAUCUCCCCUCAUCAUUUAACAGCCUCUGUCUCUCCAAUUCCCAUCUCAAUCUUUCUAUUCCGGCGGCUAAGAAUUCCGAAUGACGCGGCCGAUGUGCAUACUGGUGACCGGUGGUGCCGGUUAUAUAGGAAGUCAUACUGUUUUGCAGUUGUUGUUAAAUGGUUACAGUACGGUGGUGGUUGAUAAUUUGGAUAAUUCGUCGGAAGUUGCUAUCAGUCGGGUUCGAGAACUCGCUGGUGAUCGUGGUCGUAAUCUGUCUUUUCACAAGAUGGAUAUCCGGGAUAAGCCUGCACUAGAGCAGCUUUUUGCUUCUACAAAGUUUGACGCGGUUAUACAUUUUGCUGGAUUAAAGGCAGUUGGUGAAAGCGUGCAGAAGCCGUUGAUGUAUUACAACAAUAAUAUCGUUGGUACUAUAACUUUAUUGGAAGUUAUGGCUGCCUAUGGCUGCAAGAAGCUUGUGUUUUCAUCAUCGGCUACUGUUUAUGGCUGGCCAAAGGAGUUGCCGUGCACAGAAGAGUUUCCCUUGUCUGCAGCCAACCCGUAUGGACGAACAAAGCUAAUGAUCGAGGAGAUGUGCCGAGAUGUAUAUGCUUCAGACCCUGAGUGGAAAUUUGUAUUGUUGCGGUAUUUUAACCCUGUUGGUGCACAUCCCAGUGGCCGAAUUGGCGAAGAUCCUCAUGGAAUUCCAAACAAUCUUAUGCCUUUUAUUCAGCAUGUUGCUGUUGGUAGACAACCUGCGCUUAAAGUGUUCGGAACUGAUUACUCCACAAAAGAUGGAACUGGGGUACGUGAUUACAUCCAUGUCGUAGAUUUAGCAGACGGACAUACUGCGGCGUUGGCGAAACUUUCUGAUCCCAAAAUAGGUUGUGAAGUUUAUAACUUGGGGACUGGUAAAGGGACAUCUGUUUUGGAGAUGGUAUCAGCCUUUGAAAAGGCAUCAGGAAAGAAAAUCCCAUUAAUAAAGACUGCACGACGACCUGGUGAUGCUGAGAUUGUAUAUGCGUCAACAACAAAGGCAGAACGCGAGUUAAACUGGAAGGCAAAGUAUGGAAUAGAGGAGAUGUGCAGAGAUCAGUGGAACUGGGCUAGCAGGAAUCCUUACGGCUAUCAGACUGAAGCAAAGAAACUUGGUGCAUGAACAUAAAGUUUUAUAGGGAAGGAAAAUAAUAGUUAGAAUCCCAGCUUGCUUUUAUCUUAUAUGGUACAUAAGUUUAGUUUUUUUUUUUUUUCUUUUUAUGAUUAUGUCAUACAUUAUAUUAUGCCAUCUAGUUUUACAUAAAUAAUUCAUAAUAAUCAUAAAAUGUAAUGUCGUAUUGAUCAUGUAUAUAUAAUACGUAAUUAUUAUGUUCCAAA